Messenger RNA from Ixodes scapularis (black-legged tick), 1394 nucleotides. Its product is annotated as BEN domain-containing protein 5. The coding region runs from base 377 to 1381 and encodes 334 amino acids. Gene Ontology annotation, molecular function: DNA binding. The record is from RefSeq and is a predicted model, not a curated record. Gene Ontology annotation, biological process: negative regulation of DNA-templated transcription. The transcript is spliced from 10 exons. NCBI's taxonomy places the organism in Eukaryota, Metazoa, Arthropoda, Arachnida, Ixodida, Ixodidae.
CCAAGACAACGCCGCCACACCAAAACGAAAGCCGCAGGCGCAAGGUGCGUUCGAAAAGUACGUAGCGAUGGCGGAACGGCGCUGUGUUGUGACGUCGGUGCAGGGACCCCACCCACUCCGUUCGGAUAAUGCCAAUAUCUUUUGUGAGUGUGAGUGGCGGUGCGGGCGGGCGUGACUCAGGAGGGGGUGACUGAGAGUUGCUUUCACGUGCCCUUACUGAGAACGAUUACAUAUGUCUUUCGGCACAAACCGAACGCAUCACGUUCGCUGGUUCUGCUUCUGUGUCGUGUAUCGAUCUCUGCUGCUCUGCUUGCUCUUUCUUCAACGUGUUUCGGUGGUUUGUGUUCUUUUUCUAAGAUAGGAGGCUGUAGAGUAGAUGCACGCAUAUGUAAAAUUUACGGACGGUUGGCAGCUGAUAUUGCCAACGUCUUUGAUCAGAAGCUUCUCGCCCCGAAAUGACGAAGACUUCGACGCCACCCGGAUAUACGAGGCCUACUGGGUGUCGGACUGCGGCGAUGAAGAGGAUUAUUACGAUGCUCACGUGCUCCUUCUGGGCGAGUCUGUGGAUGACCUCCUGAAGAAAAUGCAGACAAAACGGUACCCCAUUCCAAGGAUUGUCGGUGGAACAGCAAAGCUCGUAGGACCAGUAGGAAAGAAAGUCCAAGACCUCGGUCACAAGGAGAAGAGAAAACAAAAGGAAAUCGGAAAGAAAACAAGGCUGCAUGACAUUGCCGCUGAUUUCAGGAAAAAGCAGAAGAUCAAGCAGACGGAGACACCCAGCCGCUACCAGAGUGACAUGGUACCCAUCACUGUCCUCAGGGAAAAAGAGGAAGUUAUAAAAGAACUAAAAAAAGAACUGGCCAAAGAAAGGAGCCACAGUCGGCAGCUGGCUCAGGCCCUGGCCACAAAAAUUGUAGUUGCCGCAGGAGAGAGUAGAGACACAGCCACUACCUCCGAUGAGGGGCUUCCCUUUUAUGAGUCACCAUUCCUUGAGUGGGAGAAUGCACCCUAUCCAAUGAAGGAUGUUCACUGCGGCCCAGUUUCAGUGCCUUCAACUUCUGGCACAGGAUGCCCAUCUACACAGCGUGCGUUGCCUGCUAAAGUACUAGUGGAUCAAGCUCUGGUACCGCCAGUUGACCAAGUACUGGCAAACCAAGUGCCAACAUGUCCUGCUGAGAGAGUGCAGACUGUGCCGACUCCUCCCGCAGCUCUCUUGCCAGUGGCUGACGUCCCGCCAGUCGGUCAACAACAAGGCCUGGCAAGCACGUGGCACCUCAUUUGCCGGCUCGGCAAGCACGGGCUGCUGGACUGUUCUUUGUCGACUUCAGCUGCCAGUGCCUGUUUUGGACAGGGAAGAUCCCACACCACCGGCUUUUUCUGAGGAAGAUGGCAUG